Messenger RNA from Neogale vison (American mink), 5977 nucleotides. RefSeq names its product period circadian regulator 2 (gene PER2). Gene Ontology annotation, molecular function: transcription corepressor binding; transcription cis-regulatory region binding. The record is from RefSeq and is a predicted model, not a curated record. Gene Ontology annotation, biological process: circadian regulation of gene expression; entrainment of circadian clock by photoperiod; negative regulation of transcription by RNA polymerase II. Gene Ontology annotation, cellular component: nucleus; cytoplasm. The coding region runs from base 112 to 3957 and encodes 1281 amino acids. The transcript is spliced from 23 exons. Lineage: Eukaryota; Metazoa; Chordata; Mammalia; Carnivora; Mustelidae.
UUGUGGAAGGCAGGAGGCGAAGUAUGCUUCGAUGAGCAAGUUGGUUUUGCCAACGUGGCAACAUGAAGGCAACAUGAAGAGCCAGUGGUGCUGAGCAAUGCGUUUUCUGGAAUGAUGAAUUUUCAGCUUCACUGCAGAGCCAACAUGAAUGGAUAUGCCGAGUACCCCCCAAGCCCCGGUCCCCCUGCCCGGGAGCCAGAGGAGCCUGAGCCCUGUGGAGCCCCGCUCCAGGAAGAUGUGCACAUGCGCAGUAGCUCCAGUGGGAAUGAAACCGAGGAGAACCGCUCCCCGGGGCAGGACUGCCAGGGCAGCCAGGAGCUGGAGAUGCUGGUGGGGCCGCCCAGCGCCUCCCCAGGUCCCAAUACCUUCGACCUCAUGAUGGCAAAGUCUGAACACAGCACGUCUGCAAGUGGCUGCAGCGAGCAGUCCGCCAAAGCAGACGCGCACAAGGAGCUGAUAAAAACGUUAAAGGAGCUGAAGGUCCACCUGCCAGUAGACAAGAAGGCCAAGGGGAAAGCCAGCACACUGGCCACCUUGAAGUACGCGCUAAGGAGCGUGAAGCAGGUGAAAGCCAAUGAGGAGUAUUACCAGCUGCUCAUGUCCAGUGAGAACCACCCCUGCAGUGCCAACGUGCCCUCCUACACCAUAGAAGAGAUUGAGAGUGUCACCUCCGAGUUCAUUGUGAAGAACGUGGGUAUGUUUGCUGCGGCCGUGUCCCUGGUCACCGGGAAGAUCCUGUACAUCUCUGACCAAGUUGCCUCCAUCUUCCACUGUAAAAGGGACGCCUUCUUUGGCGCCAGGUUCGUGGAAUUCCUGGCGCCCCAUGACGUGAGCGUGUUCCACGCCUCCACCACGCCUUACAAGCUCCCGCCCUGGAGCAUGUGUAGCGGAGCAGAUUCAUUUACUCAGGAAUGCAUGGAGGAGAAAUCAUUCUUCUGCCGUGUCAGCAUUGGGAAAACUCAUGAGAAUGAGAUUGACUACCACCCGUUCCGCAUGACGCCUUACCUGGUCAAGGUGCGGGACCCGCAGGGCGCCGGGGGCCAGCUGUGCUGUGUGCUGCUGGCGGAGAGAGUACACUCGGGCUACGAAGCCCCUAGAAUUCCUCCUGAAAAGAGAAUUUUUACGACCACACAUACACCAAAUUGUCUGUUCCAGGAUGUGGACGAAAGGGCGGUCCCCCUCCUGGGCUACCUACCUCAGGACUUGAUUGAGACCCCCAUGCUCCUGCAACUUCACCCAAGUGACCGGCCUUUGAUGCUCACCAUCCAUAAAAAGAUUGUACAAUCCGGUGGGCAGCCCUUCGACUAUUCUCCCAUUCGGUUCCGCGCCCGGAACGGCGAGUAUGUCACUCUGGACACCAGCUGGUCCAGCUUCAUCAACCCGUGGAGCAGGAAGAUCUCCUUCAUCAUCGGCAGACACAGAGUCAGGGUGGGCCCUUUGAAUGAGGACGUGUUCUCAGCUCAGUCUCCAGUGGAGGAGAAGGACCCGCCCCCCAGCAUUCAGGGGCUCACAGAGCAGAUCCACCGGCUGCUGCUCCAGCCCGUCCCCCACAGCGGCUCCAGCGGCUACGGGAGCCUGGGCAGCAACGGGUCCCACGAACAUCUCAUGAGCCAGACCUCCUCCAGUGACAGCAACGGUCACGAGGACUCCCGCCGCAAGAGGACCGAGAUUUGUAAAAAUAAUGGCAACAUCAAAAACAAAAGUCAUCCUGGGGAAUCUGGAGAACAAAAGGAAAAAUCUGCAACAGAGACUCCAAGUAGUUCCUCUGCUCAGAUGAAAGCUGUCCCCGUGGAACAGGACAGCUCUGGCACUAGCCUGCCCGUGGGCGGCUCUCCCGAGGAGCUGGGCUGCAGGAACCCGCCCGCCGGUUCCUACCAGCAGAUCAGCUGCCUGGACGGCGUCAUCAGAUACCUGGAGAGCUGCAGUGAGGCGGCCACCCUCAAGAGGAAGUGUGAGUUCCCGGUGAACGUGGCGACACAGAAGGCCAGUGAUAAGCGACAGGCAGUGGCCAGCCCCGGGCUGCCUUCCGCAGAGACAGCGUCAUCCUCCAAGGUGAACAGCCACGCGGGGGUCAGCGCACACUUGCCAUCACUGACGCUGCCCAGCAAGGCGGAGAGUGUAGUGUCCCUCACCAGCCAGUGCAGCUACAGCAGCACCAUCGUGCAUGUGGGUGACAAGAAGCCGCAGCCCGAGCUUGAGCUGGUGGAAGAUGCCAUGAGCGGGCCUGAGUCUCUGGACGGACGGCCGUGCAUCCUGGGCGCAGAGAAGGAGCCCCUCAGGACGCUGGGCCUUACCAAGGAAGUGCUGGCUGCCCACACCCAGAGGGAGGAACAGAGCUUCCUGCUCAAGUUCAAGGAGAUGCGAAAACUCACUAUCUUCCAGUCUCGCUGCCAUUAUUAUUUACAGGAAAAGUCCAAGGGGCAGCUGAGUGAGAGAGCUGCACCAGGACUAAGAAAUGCUUCUGGAAUAGAUUCAUCUUGGAAAAAAACUGGGAAGAACAGAAAACUGAAGUCCAAACGGGCCAAGCCUCGAGACUCUUCUGAGAGCACUGGGUCUGGGGGCCCUGCGCCCCACCGGCCCCCACUGAUGGGCCUGAAUGCCACAGCCUGGUCACCGUGGGAUACGUCCCAGUCCAGCUGCCCCACAACGCCCUUCCCUGCCUCGGUGCCUGCUUACCCCCUGCCUGUGUUUCCAGCCCCAGGAAUCAUGCCCACACCAGGGAUGGUGGCAUCGGCACCCCUGGCUCCCCAGGCCAGCUUCGCAGUGCCUGCCGUGCCCAUGGACACCCAGCAUGAGUUUGCCAUCCAGCACCCGCCGUUCGCUGUCCCCUUGACCCCAGUCAUGGCUUUGGUAUUACCCAACUAUUCCUUCCCAUCAGUGACCCCCAGCCUGCCCCAGGCCUUCUUCCCAGGCCAGCCUAACUUUCUAUCUGAGAUGAUCCCUGCCUCGCAGCCUGAGCUCCCCAGCCGGACCUCACCCCACAAAGCACCAUGCACGUGUCCUCUGGCGGAGCGUGGGCUGGCAGCUUCUCGCACAGCCACCCCCAUGUCCCCACCAUCUGCCUCUGGGCCCCCGGGCAGAGCCUCCCCUCCGCUCUUCCAGUCCCGAGGCAGCUCACCUCUGCAGCUCAACCUGCUGCAGCUGGAGGAGGUCCCUGAGGGCAGUGCCGCGGCCUCAGGAACGGCAGGGCCGGCAGGGACAGCAGGGACAGCGGGUGCAGGGCCUGACUGCAGACCUUCCACAUCCUGGGACCGGCAGCCGAAGGCCUCGCCAAUCCAUGAGGAACCUGCAGAUGCCCGGAACAGUGAUGCCCUCUCCACAUCCAGUGGCCUGCUCGACCUCUUGCUGCACGAGGACCUGUGCUCAGCCACAGGGUCGGCCCUGUCUGGGAGUGGAGCCUCUGCUACAUCUGACUCCCUGGGCUCAGGCUCACUGGGCUGCACUACAUCCAGAAGUGGAGCAGGCAGUAGUGACACAGGUCACACCAGCAAGUAUUUCGGAAGCAUCGACUCUUCAGAGAAGAACCACAAAGCGAAAGCGAAGGCAGAUAUGGAAGAAAGUGAGCAGUUCAUCAAGUAUGUCCUGCAGGACCCCGUCUGGCUGCUGAUGGCCGACACAGAUGACAGUGUCAUGAUGACCUACCAGAUGCCUUCCCGGAAUCUGGAAGCAGUGUUGAAGGAAGACCGGGAGAAGCUGAGAGCCAUGCAGAAGUCCCAGCCCCACUUCACUGAGGGCCAGAGGCAGGAGCUGCUGGACGUGCAUCCAUGGCUGAGGGGCGGCCGCCUGCCUGCCGCCCUGGACCUCACGGAAUGUAUUUACUGUGGGAACAAGGGACAAGACAACAUCUGCCCACCCUACGAGGAAGAUACCCCUACUCUGGGUCUCAGUGAAGCCACAGAUGCCAAAGAGGAAGAAAAUGGAGCCCCCUUGAGUCACAGAAGUGAAGAGCAGACCUAGCUCUCCUCCCUGUGCCCCGACAGCUUGUGAUCUACAUUAGAUGGUGCUCAGAAGCGAUGAAAGAUGUUCAUAUCUGUUUGUAAUGAAAUGGACAGAUAAACUUAUGUCGCUUUUUUUGUUUUAGAAAAAAACAUAGUUUUCUGAAGGAAUGAUUUAAAACUGUGGAGAGUGGGAAAGGUCAGGGAGGAAAUACACUUUGGUAUUUAAAACAUAAAUACAAAGUUUGGGACAGAUUUCGUUAUUCCUUAACUUGAGAAAGCUAGAAUGCCCUCAGCAUGCAGCAGGGAGGUUGCCCUAGGGCUCUCAGAGGUCUGUGCCCCGUGGAGGCUUCUGGCUGGCGGGGGGGUUGUCCAGAGACAUCUUCCAGCCUGCAGCAAAUAGCUGGGAUGCUCCCGGUCCUUCCGGAGCUGCCCCCGGGUGUGUUUGGAUCAGAUCAGAUUCUGUCCUCUGGGGUCUGCUCUGUAUCUAGUAGAUCACCUAGACAUCAUCUAGACAAACUAGAUGUUUUUGGAAUGUACCAAAUGGAGAUCCCAGCCUCUCCUAACUUUCUGUCAAAGUGUUUCGUGUGCGUCGCUGUGAAGCAUACUUCGGCAAACCAGCAGCUUCUGCUUUGGCUACUAUGUUGGCAAACCUUUCAAUCUGAUGUAGCUUGUGUUUUGCCCAAGCCAAGGAGAGAUGCUCACUCUGGAAAGAAUAAGCCCUGUGGUUUGUCUGACCAGCUCCAUCAGACUGGCACAUACCCAGAACCUUCUGUGUAUUUCUACAUCAUCCUUGGGUCCCUUUCAGACCAUGACCCAUAUGUAGAUAAAAUAUGGUGUUGACUGUCUCUAUGGCGACUUCCCUUUGCAGACCGGUCUCCGGUAGCCACAUUUGGAACCCGUUGGUGUCUGUCCUUCAGCUGGAGCCUCCCAGACAUGAGCUCUGACACUGUGAGUUGGUGACCCCAUCUGUGCUUUCCUGAGUGCCGUGAGCUUGCCUCUCCCCGCACCCUGGGCUGAUAUGCCAACCCUUGUUCUUUCCAUGAGCCUGACCUCACUCGGGGAAGCUUCUGAUCCCAGCAGUGACAGUCCUCACGUCACCAGCACUGUCUGGUCACUGGGACACCGGUGGAGGAGUGAGGCCGGUCUGCCCAUUUCCUUACAAAACCUCAUGUUGCAUUGUGGAUUCCAAGGAUUGUUUGGGGGAAAGCUACAUUGGUCCCUGGAGUGAAGGUUACUGCAGGAGAAAGAGCUGACUUAAGAUCGGGUUGAGUUUGUAAAAACAGAAAAGAAAGCAGGCUUCCUCCCAUCCUCUGAUGGAGAAGUGGCUGCAAGAGUCAGUGCAGCCUCCAUGUAAUCUGCUUGGUUUUCAGUCUUACAUUUGGAUAUUAAUCCGAUUUUUCUUAAACUCCAAUGUAAGAAUCCUGGUGGGUUUUUAAAAUUAUUUAUAAAGUAACAGCACCAUCAGAUGCCCAAAAUGAGAUGGUAGCCUGUGUAUUUGUUGGAGAAUAGAUGCCUUCAAACCUGCCCCCUGCCGCUGAGGUCCAAUCAUUAAGGGAUUAGAUGCUAGUCAAGGUUACGUGUAUGUUACCUGAACACACAACUGUCAAAACAUUGUCCACGGUUAUGAAUGUUUACCAUCAGCGUUAUUUUAUUAUAUGAUCUAUGCUCAUUGAUUGUUAAGUGCAUAGCUUAACGCGUGCUGGGCAGUUGACAAUAGGAGCAUUUUGUGAAAUUGUUUACAUGGUGCCACGUAUCAAGACGUGUUUCCCUUAGUAUGUGUGCUUACACAGGGGUUAUAAAACCUUUUUCUCAAUUUUAAACUGAGCCUUCUUUUUAAUCUAUUCCUGAAAAGACGUGUAAAUAAGCUCUCAGAGUCUGUGUAAUGACUUGGUCAGCCUUGCCGUUCACAUGGUUUGUUCACACACAGACCAAAAUUUCUUCACCCAGUGCAAUAUGUUUGUUUACUGCUUGUGUCUUUUUAUGACUGUUUUUGCUUUUUAGAAAAUUGCUAAAUAAAGCAAGUAUAUUUUUGUUGUUAA